Chara braunii is the source of this 1311-nucleotide messenger RNA. The record is from the annotation of a GenBank genome assembly. Lineage: Eukaryota; Viridiplantae; Streptophyta; Charophyceae; Charales; Characeae.
AACAUUGGAGGAUCAUCUUGGGCAUCUUCGAUGAGUGUUGGAGAUGCUCCGCUGCGCCAAGUACAAGGCCAACCGCGACAAGUGCGAAUUUGUCCAACAAGAGUUGGAAUACUUGAGCCAUUUGUCACACCGGAGGGCAUCAGUCCGCUAUCGGACAAGAUUCAAGCCAUCCAAGAGUGGCCGAAGCCUCGGAACGUCACGAAUGUUCGUUCGUUCCUUGGCCUCGCCGGCUACUACCAGCGUUUUAUCAAAGGCUACUCGAAGAUCGCGGCCCACUUGACCAAGCUUCAAUGCGAGGAUCGGUCGUUCGACUUCGGAAAGGAGGCGCGCGAAUCAUUUUUAGCUCUCAAAGCCGCGCUAUUGUCUGCGGAGGUCUUGCGGAUAUACAAGCCGCUUUUGCCUACGCGCGUCACUACGGAUGCGUCAGGCUAUGGCAUUGGUGCUGUCCUCGAGCAAUAUGAUGGUGUGGACUCGCACCCGGUCGAGUAUUUCAGCAAGAAAGUGCCCGUCGUGCAUUCCAUUGACGAUGCACGCAAGAAGGAGCUCCUCGCCUUCGUCCACGCAAUCAAGCGGUGGCGACACUUCUUCCUUGGGCGUCCGGAUCAUUGUACCGCGGUCUACUCAACCUUCAAGAUCGACGAUGACCUGCGGAACAGCUUCAUCCGCGGCUACCAAGCCGACCCUAGGUUCUGCGACAAGCAAGCGAAUUGCUCCUCUCCUAAUCCGGCGCCUUCUCACUACCGGAUCCAAGAGGGGUACUUGCUUGUCCACAUACGGAGGAAGGACCUUCUUUGCGUACCAAGUGAUCCUCACUUGCGUACACGGCUUCUUGGCGAGUUCCACGAUGUUCCCGCCACCGGACACUUUGGAGUCAAUCGCACGAUUGGCCGACUUCGCGAGCGAUUUUGGUGGCCCGGCCUUCUCGGCGACGUCACAUGCUAUUGCGAGUCAUGCGAGGUUUGCCGACGCUGCAAAUCCCGCAACCACCGUCCGUACGACGAGUUACGACCAUUACCGGUCCCUUUGAGGCGAAGGGAAGCGAUUGCCAUGGACAUCAGCGGCCCGUUCCCCAAGCACAAGACCGGCGUGGAUGAGAUUCUCACGGUGGUCGACCGACUCACCAAGUUUGAUAUGGUUUUGCCUUGCCGCUAUCAUGCCAAGGCAGUUGGCCGAGGUUCUCUACUCCGGUUGGAUUCGAACCAAGGGUUACCCCAAGGAAAUCGUCUGCGACCGUGACACUCGGUUCAUGUCCGAUUCUUGGUUGGCGCUCAUCAAGCGAUGAGGCUCAUCUCUCAAGCCCAAUUCAGCUCG